This is a messenger RNA of Durotheca rogersii, 3225 nucleotides long. RefSeq lists its product as uncharacterized. Bases 305 to 3118 code for a protein of 937 amino acids. The record is from RefSeq and is a predicted model, not a curated record. Gene Ontology annotation, cellular component: nucleus. Gene Ontology annotation, biological process: positive regulation of transcription by RNA polymerase II. NCBI's taxonomy places the organism in Eukaryota, Fungi, Ascomycota, Sordariomycetes, Xylariales, Xylariaceae. The transcript has 6 exons. Gene Ontology annotation, molecular function: transcription cis-regulatory region binding; zinc ion binding; DNA-binding transcription factor activity, RNA polymerase II-specific.
GAACCGCAGAGCUAUAGGCAUAUGCCAUCGCGUCAACACGUCUUCCGAUCCAUAGUUCCGGAUAGACGGGACCUAAAGGGGCCAUCUCGGCCGUGAUUCGCGCUAACUACACGACGAUUGUUAGGACCGGGAGAGGGGCUUCCCCGAGCAUGCCCGGGCCUAUUUUGUAGUCGACGCUGCCUAGCACGCAACUGGGCCUGUUGUCUAAAUACCACAUGGCACCUUGGAUUGUUCGAGGGCUAGAUUCUCAGGCGAACAACCAACACCCAGUGUCUCGAUCAACCAGCAACUACGGUCUAUUGGGAUGGCUUCUACGGAUGGAGAGCCAGGGGACGGUUCGACCCAGCCUCAACCUCCCCAGCCACCCACGCCCGAAGAAAAGGGUGAUGAGAGUUCGGCGCCGAAGAAGUUGGCUGUACGGAAGCGAACAAAAACGGGCUGUUUAACGUGUCGAAAGCGCCGAAUAAAGUGCGACGAAGGGAGACCGACGUGCAAUAACUGCUUGAAGUCGAAGCGGCAAUGCGAGGGCUAUAACCAGCGGGUUGUCUUCAAGGAUCCUCUCGGUGCAUUUGCUAAUGCUCCGUAUGGACCCAUACAUUAUCCGGCACCCUCUCCUCAAGCCCUCGUGAGGGAGCAGCAGCUGUCGGCCGCCCAGCAGAAGUCGUCGUCGCAAGCUUUGCAAAUCAUUGCCCCUAAACCUCCGCCAGCAGGAUACCACCAGUUUAGCCACGUCUACACUGACCAAGCGGGGCCAGCUGGUUCACCCCCUGGAGGCUUCGAUCCGAACGUGCUCGGGUCUCAGCCUACGCCGUCGAAAUACACAUUUUUCCCACCAACUACCGUAGACGCCUUCUCGCAGCAACAAUGGAGGCAGAAUCCAUCCUCAAAUUUCGGCCAAUUUCCAUCCGAUACUUCUAAUAACCCGGCACAGGCUGCCUCGCCUGUAGCACCACCCCAAGAAGCAGACAGUUAUACACUGGACAAGGGCAAGUCCCGUGCUGAGUACGAGCCGCCUAUCGAAGCCACGACAUCUAACUACGAAGAAUGGGAGUAUCCCGUAUCUGACGAUGAGUCGAUGGCGGAAUCGGACGAUGUGCCUAUAGGUCAAGACAACACCACCUCUCUCAUCUUCAACGACCCGGGAGCUGUUGCGUUCCAAAGACUAGAUCACCCUUAUAAUAUGUUCGGAACGCAUACUCGGACAUUCUCGGCGUUUGCUCCAGAGAGCUUUCUUGCAACAUACAACCCUUCACCGGCGGAUUCUCCUUUACAUGACGAACAGAUAGCUGCGGUGUUCUGGCAUUUUGUUAACGUGACUGGGCCCAGUAUAUCACUGUAUGAAAGGCACCCUUUUGACCCGUCACCGAUUUUUCAGGGACAGGCGAUACCGAAGGCUCGUCAACAUAUUUGGACCUACACGUUCCCCAUCCUAUCCUUCAGCCACCCGGCACUUCUCCACGCCAUACUGGCAAUUGCAAGCUUGCAGAUCGCCAAGCUCCAAGGCGUACCGCCGACGACGUCCCUCAAGCACUACCAUCUGGCUUUGAGACGAAUAGCACGGAAUGUGAGCCGGCCCAACCGGCGCGCCCAACCGUCGAACCUAGCAGCGACAUUAGCCUUGGCGUUCUACGAAGUGUGGAAUUCCGAUCACGAUAAGUGGAGUAGGCAUCUGCUGGGAGCACGUCUGAUUCUCAAAGACAUCCCAUUCGCUGCGAUGACGCGCUCCAUGAUGGCAAUUAGACUGGAACAAAGAAGGCGAGAGAUGGAGCAGCCUCAGGCGGACGUCUUCGGGAUGUUCACAUCGUACGAAGAAUCCGACCCUUUGCACGAAGACUGGGACCUUAUCGACGUGCCGCUGCUAAGCGCCAUAACCGGUAAGGACCUUUCGUACGACGAGUUUGGCAUGCUCCCCGUAGGACAGAGUGCGUAUCGUAGAUCGGGGAUCAAGUUUACGGAGAGGGAUAUGGAGAGGUACGAGCAAAUGGCGGACCUUUUCUGGUGGUACUGCAAGAUGGACGUCUACCAGAGCAUCCUGGGUGGGACGCGACUGUUCCUGGAAUAUAAUGCCUGGACUCAAUGCCCACCGAGGGCACCAAUAGGGAGGCUCAAUGCUAUCUACGGCACGUACGAUCAUCUAAUGCUUCUACUUGGUCGCCUGGCAAACUACACAUCCAAAGAUCUGACCCGAAAACGAGAGUGCUUCAAAGCAAGCGGACCCGGCAGAGGGGCCACUCCCCCAGGAAUGUUUCCGGGCAUGAUGCCGGCAUCCGAGAAAGUCGCAAUGCCCAUGGGAUUCAGCCCUCAACGAGAGUCUACACCAUCCAGCGAGAGCUCUUCCGAGCCGAGCGACCUCGACACUAGAACUGCCGAGGCGUAUCGCGAAUGGGAGGAUAUCAAGGAGGCCUUCGAAGUACUGCGGGGCCGCUUCGGCCCCGAAUUCGAGCCCCUUGGCGCUGACAUCUACCCGGCGAAGGCGACGCCGUUCGGACUUGCAGCACACUACCGGACGUACUCGAUCGCGGGCAUCUGGAUGAACUACUACAUGGGCCUCAUCGUGCUACACCGGGCGCACCCCACGAUGCCGCCCGUCGCCAUGGUAGCGGCCGGCAUCUCGGCGGCCACGACCGCGCGGUAUACCAUGGAGGUGGGCCGGAUCGCCGCCGGCCUCGAGGAAAACAUCGAACAGCUCGCCAACGUAAGCACGCUCAUGGCCGCCGCGCUCAUCGAGUGCUGCUUCCCCCUGUUCGUGGCGGGGAUUCAGUACCGCGAGGACUUUCAGCGGCAGUGGCUGAUCCAGCGGCUGCACGACAUAGCACGGCUGACGGGGUGGCAGUCGGCACGCCAGAUCGCGGCGGGGUGCGAGUCGGCAUGGACGAAAGCGGCGCAGAUGGGGCGGGGCCCGCCGUACGUGCGGUCGGCGGACCUCAACCUCGACCCGGCCGGGUCCGUGUGGGUGGUCGCGCGCCGCAUCGACCACCGCAUCCAGGAGGUCGAGAACCCGGACUCCAAGAUCGUCCUCGCCAAGAGCGAGAAGGCCUCCUACGCCAUGGGCCUGCUCGCCGUCGAGCACGACCUCGAGCGGCUCGACCUCGACGCCAGCGAGGUCGACAGGCGGUAAAGGUAAGCAGGUAGGGAAGGAGAGAGAGAGAGAGAGGUGACGGAGACGGAGCAGGCAUCGGUGACCUUGACUUCAUGACGGUUUAGAUAGGUAAGGCGUGCGUCGGG